AUGAACGGUUUAGGCGUGGGCGGAUCACAGAGCCCAGACCUGGUCAACACAGCCAACGCGUUACUAUACGCCUUCAUGACGUUGACCUGUUUCGCGGCGGGGUUAUAUUUGAACAAUCGCACUGGCGCAACAUGGCUUGUGUAUCUCGGUUGUGUCACUUGCGGCAUCAGUGCUGGUUUCUUUUGGAGUGUUGAGGGUGCCAUCGCCACAGGAUACCCCGAGCAACACAAGCGUGGUCGCUAUAUUGCAACCUGGUUCACGUUCCGCAAUUUCGGCAACAUCAUUGGUGGUGCUGUCUCUUUGGGCAUAAACCACAGGGUCAAUCAGCGCGGCCAGGUCGGGCACCAAACUUACCUUGCCUUUAUUGCCAUCCAGUGUCUUGGACUUGCCAUUGGCCCUCUAUUGUCAAACCCAGAGAAAGUGCAAAGAGAUGAUGGAACCCGCAUUGAGGCCCCCCGCGGCAUCCACUGGCGUGAAGAGCUCCGCACGAUGUGGCGGCUGGUAAGGAGUAGGUCGAUCUUGCUUCUUGUCCCGCUGUUCUGGUACUUCGGGUGGAUCCAGGCAUACCCUGGCACAUAUCUUGCGACUUAUUUCACCGUUCGUGCGCGUGCACUCGGAAGCUUUAUGUCGGCGGUUGUUGGAACGCUGGCAACUUGGGUGGGUGGGUCGUUAGUAGAUCUGCCUUGGUUGAAAGAUCGGAAGCAUCGAGCAAUUGUCACAUUCAUCGUAAUUGCACUUUUGAACAGCGCGACCUGGAUCUGGGCGGUCAUUAUUCAAAACGAAUACCGACACACCAACCCUGUGUUGGACUGGGGAGACCAGCGCUCCUUCGGUCGUGGGUUUGGCCUGUAUCUCUUUGAGCGCAUUAGUCUGGGCUUAGUCGAGAAUUAUAUCUACUGGUGUAUAGGGAAUUUGUCAGACUCACCAGGCGAUCAAAUUCGAUACAGUUCAUUGCUUCGGGGAAUUGAAACCGCCGCAGUUGCAGUUGGAUUUGGCGUUCAAGCUGUACCGACAGCUUUGAUCGCGACAGCGAGCAUCAAUCUUAGUCUGUGGUUCAUCGCCUUACCUUUCAGUUAUUAUGCCACCCUCCAGGUGGUUCGAAAGUUUGAAUUGUUGGAGAAAGGAAGGCAUGAUCCGGGUGGAAGUGACAGAGUGGCUGAACAGGACGUGGCUGGACGAUGA
This is a messenger RNA of Penicillium mononematosum, 1182 nucleotides long. Its product is annotated as Major facilitator superfamily domain general substrate transporter. Gene Ontology annotation, biological process: transmembrane transport. Gene Ontology annotation, molecular function: transmembrane transporter activity. The record is from RefSeq and is a predicted model, not a curated record. The coding region runs from base 1 to 1182 and encodes 393 amino acids. NCBI's taxonomy places the organism in Eukaryota, Fungi, Ascomycota, Eurotiomycetes, Eurotiales, Aspergillaceae. The transcript has 2 exons.